AUGCCGAAGACUAGAUCUCAGAGGAAUGUGGAUGGUUCUGAGGGGAACGGACAGGGUGACCCUCAGCGCGCCCACCAGGAUACUGUCGUAGGAAAUGAAAGGAUUGAACUCUCGCGGAUCUCGCCGGAACAGCUGGUGCAAUCAGUAGCCGCGAACUUGCCUACUUUUGAGGCUAUUGUGACAUACUUGAAGGGACAAGCCGGAGUCCCUCCCAGCCCGAAACGUCGGGUGGAGGUUCCUCACAGGAAAGAGGAAUACCAGAUCCAGGACGAACUGGACCUCUUGCUGGAUCCAGAGGCGGAUAGGUACACUGCCUCUCCCUUCGUGCCAGAUAUCGAAGACUAUCCUCUGCCUGCUAAGUUCAAAAUACCGUCCAUGAAAUCCUAUGACGCGACCACAGAUCCGGAGGAUCACUUGUUCGCGUUCCUGACUCAGAUGCGUCUGCAGACAGCUGCUGAUGCGGUCAGGUGCAAGACCUUUCCCAUGUUCUUGGAAGGGAAAGCCCGACAGUGGUUCCAGGGGUUGCCUCCCAGGUCAGUUCGGUCGUUCAGCCAGCUAGCGCGGCUGUUCGCGGCCCAGUUCAUCUCCUCGCGCGCCUAUUCUAAAAUCACGGCUCAUUUAAUGACUGUUCAUCAAGGGUCGGAGGAGUCAUUGCGCGAGUAUAUGGUACGCUUCAAUAAUGAAUCCCUUCAAGUGCGGGACCGAGAUGACAAGGUGGUGAUGGCUGCCUUUGUCAAUGGGUUGCGCAAGCAGAAGUUGUAUACGGAAUUUGUAGAAAGACCUCCCAAGUCCGUCCGGGAGAUGCUAGAUCGAGCUCACGAGAAGGCGAAUGCCGAGGAGGCCAAUCGGUUGAAAGGCGCCCAGGAAAGGUUGCGGGAUGACAAGCGCAGGAAGGGCGCCGACCUGGGGGAGUCACGGCCAGGUCAGGGCCGAAAGAGCGCACCCGAGCGCUUGCCUCGGAGCCGACCAUGGGAGAAGGAAAAGACCUGGACCUCGCUCACCGCACCCAGAGCUCGGGUUUUGGCCGUAAUGGAGCAGCAAGGGAUCUCGCGUCCUCCUCGGCCGUUGGGGAGCGACAAAACCCAGCGCGACCGGGGCUUGUAUUGUGCUUACCACAGGGACGUCGGGCACGAUACGGAGGACUGUCGACACCUCAAGAAGGAGAUCGAAAAACUGAUACGAAGAGGUCAUCUCGGGCAGUUCGUCCGUGACGGGCGAGCAGAUCAGAAGCAAGGGGGGUUCAAGCGAGAUCGGACGGCUAGCUCGCACGACCGACCUCGAGGUCCCCGUGAUCGUACUCCGGAGCAGGGGGUUCAGAACCUAGCAGGAGUAAUCAACACCAUUGCAGGGGGACCUGCUGGGGGAGAUAGCCAUACGGCUCGGCGAAACAACCGGCCUCCCCCCAGUGGGGAGAACUCGCAUAAACGAUUAAAGAUGUACGAGGAGAUCAUCUAUGGGCCAGAGGACGCGGUACCCUUAGCCUCCAAUAACCAUGAAGCAAUUGUGAUAGAAGUUAUCACGUGUAACUACAAGGUAAAGAAGGUGUACAUCGACAAUGGGAGUGCCAUCGAUGUGCUGUAUUACAAAACCUUCAAGGAAUUGCAGCUGGAAGACAAGCAGCUCAUCCCAGUUCGGACUCCUUUGAUAGGUUUUGCAGGUCCGCCGGUUAGACCAGAGGGAAUGAUAACCCUCAUGGUCACGGUAGGGGAGUCACCGAAGUGCCGAACUGUUCCGGUGAAUUUCGCGAUAGUGAAGGAGCCGUCUUCCUACAAUAUGAUACUAGGGCGACCAACCCUAAACGCACUCCGAGCUGUCUGUUCGACCUUACACCUCAGCAUGAAGUUCCCAACGUCCGAAGGGGUGGCCGAAGUGCUGGGAGACCCGGAGGUAGCUCGGGCCUGUUACAUCGCAACCCUCAAAGGCAAGGAGAAGCUGGUGGCCCAGACAACUUGCCUGGAGCCCUGGGAGCCUGCUGAAAAGGAGGAUAGGUUGGAGACGGAUGAGAGUUUGGUUGAACUGCCCAUCCGCCCGAGCGACCUGAUCGCAUGGUGA
Molecule: messenger RNA, 2052 nt
Organism: Coffea arabica (coffee)
Lineage: Eukaryota; Viridiplantae; Streptophyta; Magnoliopsida; Gentianales; Rubiaceae
Source: RefSeq, a predicted model, not a curated record